This is a messenger RNA of Xenopus laevis (African clawed frog), 465 nucleotides long. It is a transcript of the gene fam237a.S, whose product is annotated as protein FAM237A-like. Lineage: Eukaryota; Metazoa; Chordata; Amphibia; Anura; Pipidae. The transcript has a single exon. The record is from RefSeq and is a predicted model, not a curated record. The coding region runs from base 1 to 465 and encodes 154 amino acids.
AUGAGCAGCAGAAACAGUGGAAGAGAAUACUACAGUAUGCAACUAACAGGUUCAUUGCUUUUCCUGGGAAUAUUUGUGAUCCCAGCCAUCUGUUGCCAUGGCCAGGUUGAUCCCCUCGCCCUAGGCCGUGCAGAUUCCCAGUGCUGGGAGACAUCAACAGCAAUCCUACUGGAGAUGAAGAAGCCACGUAUCGCAGACACUGUCUCUGGCUUCUGGGAUUUAAUGAUUUACCUGAAGUCAUCUGAAAACAUAAAACAUGGAAUUCUGUUCUGGGACCUAGCACAGCUAUUCUGGGACAUUUAUGUGGAAUGUGUGCUUUCUAGAACACAUGGCCUUGGGAGGAGACAGCUGAAUGAUGGAAACAAAGAAAUUACAAAUUUGAUUUCACAUCUCACAUUAAGUAAGUUGCUUUUAGUACAUCAUUCUAGAGGAUACCUCCUAAUGUUCGAAUGCCAAAAGAGUUAG